CUCCAGAUCUGGGAUCAGGGGCGGGUUGUUCUGCAUGCUGAAUUGUGUUGCUUCCGUGCAGGAGGCCUUGUUCUCACCUCACCCCUGGAGGAGCCACACAGUGCAGCCUGACCACAUCUGUCCUACGAUGGUUGUGUCCGAAUCCCGGGACAAGAUGUACUACCCUCCUCCCGACCUGCAGAGGGAUGCUCACGUGCCUGAUCUGAACUCCUACCUGGAAAUGUACAAGAAGUCGCUGGAGAAUCCAGAAGCUUUCUGGAAGGAGAUUGCUGAUGAGUUCUUCUGGAAGAAGCCAGCGGCAGGGCCGAUGCUUCAGUACAACUUUGACGUAACGAAGGGCAGCAUAUUUGUCAAGUGCAUGGAAGGAGCCAAAACCAACAUGUGCUAUAACGUUUUGGACAGACAUGUGAGGGAAGGGAAGCUCGGUGAAAAGGUUGCCUAUUACUGGGAAGGUAACUCUCCCGACCAUCACCAGACCAUAACGUAUAGCCAACUGCUGAGCCACGUCUGCCGCUGCGCUAAUGUGCUCAAGAAAAUGGGUGUGAAGAAAGGAGACAGGGUGUCCGUCUACCUGCCCAUGAUCCCAGAGCUCGUCUACACCAUGCUGGCCUGUGCCAGAAUUGGUGCUGUUCACUCUGUUGUGUUUGCAGGUUUUUCCUCCGAGUCUCUGUGUGAGCGGAUCAUGGACGCCCACAGCAGCGUUUUGGUGACAGCAGACGGUGUUUAUAGAGGGGAGAAGCUGAUCAACCUGAAGCAGAUUUCAGAUGAAGCGGUGGAGAAAUGCAAGGAAAAAGGGUCGUCUGGUGUCGCCAAAUGUCUGGUCGUAAAGCACGAAGCACUGAGGACACAAGCUGGAUCUUCAUGCAACAAAUUACAGACCCCCUGGGACUCAGAGCGAGACGUGUGGUGGGACGAGGCCAUGGGGACCGCUGACGAUGAGUGUGAACCUGAGUGGGUGGAUGCUGAGGACCCGCUGUUCAUCCUCUACACCAGCGGCUCCACCGGCAAACCCAAAGGUGUUGUCCACACGGUCGCUGGCUAUCUGUUGUACACCUCCCUGACCUUCAAACAUGUCUUUGACCAUCACCAUGACGACGUGUACUGGUGCACGGCAGACAUCGGCUGGAUCACCGGCCACUCCUACAUCACCUACGGUCCCCUGGCGAACGGAGCCACAAGCGUCCUUUUUGAGGGGAUCCCUGUGCACCCUCACGUCGGACGGUUCUGGGAGAUCAUCGAAAAGUACAAAGUGAGCAAGUUUUACACAGCUCCCACAGCCAUCCGCCUGCUGAUGAAGUACGGGAGUGAACCGCUGCAGAAGUACGACCUGUCCAGCCUGAGGAUUCUGGGUACUGUAGGCGAGCCCAUCAACCCCGAGGCGUGGCGGUGGUUCUACGAGGUGGUGGGUCAGAGCCGGUGUCCGGUGGUCGAUACGUUCUGGCAGACAGAAACGGGAGGUCAUGUUUUGACUCCACUACCUGCUGCUACACCUCUGAAACCAGGCUCUGCUACCUUUCCGUUCUUCGGGGUCGAGCCGGCCGUCCUGAACGAACAUGGGGAGGAAGUGGAAGGUGAGGCUGAGGGUUACCUGGUUUUCAGAAAGCCCUGGCCGGGACUGAUGCGAACUGUUUAUAAAGACCACAAGCGCUUCGAGAACACCUACUUCAAGAAAUUCCCGGGCUUUUACGUCACCGGCGACGGCUGCAGGCGGGAUAAAGACGGAUAUUACUGGAUCACAGGGAGGAUCGACGACAUGUUGAACGUGUCGGGCCACCUCAUGAGCACGGCGGAGGUGGAGGCGGCGCUGAUGCUGCACCCGUCGGUGUCGGAGGCUGCCGCGGUGAGCCGACCUCACAAGGUGAAGGGAGAGUGUCUGUACUGCUUCGUCACCCUCAAAGACAGCCGGGAGUUCGACAGCAAGCUGGUGGAGGAGCUCAAGAGGCUCGUGAGAGGAAACAUUGGACCGAUCGCGACGCCUGACUUCAUCCAGAACGCCCCGGCGCUGCCGAAGACUCGCUCAGGGAAAAUAAUGAGGCGGAUCCUGCGGCAGAUCGCUCGAGGCGAGGAGGAUCUCGGGGACCUCUCCACCCUGUCCGACCCGAAGGUGGUGGAGGUGCUGCUCAGCCAGAGGAGAGAAGCUGCAGCCUGAGCCUUCGUCUCCCGAUUCUAGUGACUGAUGAUGAACGUCUCGCCUGAUGGACUCUCUCUGAAUGCCUUUCGGACAGAGUCAGAGCGCAGACACGUUUAAAAACAGAAAAAUAUCUUGAAGAUUUUGUCAGCUUGGGCCAAAAUAUCAUUUUAGUUGAAGCCUUUGCUUCCAGAGGGAAUUAUUUUUUAAAUUUUGAAAUAGAAGUCAGUUUUGCACAGCUUGUUUCUCACUGGUUCUGUAUUUUUC
This is a messenger RNA of Nematolebias whitei (Rio pearlfish), 2395 nucleotides long. RefSeq names its product acyl-CoA synthetase short chain family member 2 like (gene acss2l). NCBI's taxonomy places the organism in Eukaryota, Metazoa, Chordata, Actinopteri, Cyprinodontiformes, Rivulidae. The record is from RefSeq and is a predicted model, not a curated record. Gene Ontology annotation, molecular function: AMP binding; acetyl-CoA synthetase activity. Bases 35 to 2149 code for a protein of 704 amino acids. The transcript has 19 exons.